Molecule: messenger RNA, 3245 nt
Organism: Eriocheir sinensis (Chinese mitten crab)
Lineage: Eukaryota; Metazoa; Arthropoda; Malacostraca; Decapoda; Varunidae
Product: sodium/glucose cotransporter 5-like
Exons: 14
Coding region: 208-2211 (667 amino acids)
Biological process (GO): transmembrane transport
Cellular component (GO): plasma membrane
Molecular function (GO): D-glucose:sodium symporter activity
Source: RefSeq, a predicted model, not a curated record
UCCACCGCCGGGGGGGAGGGAGGGCGGAGGACCAAGGAUCAACCAACCCAACCACCAACGCACCAGCGGCAACAACGUAUCGCGGUUAAAAUCUUCUUCCCGUCAGUGUGUCACAAGCCGGUGCGGAAGGAGGACCUAUACCGCACCUCUGCCUCCUACCUUGACUCACUCGCUCCUCGCUGCUGGUGGGGUCUUGAGCGUGUGGCCAUGGCGGAGACGACGACGAUGGCGCUGGAGGAUGUGUUGGGGGAGGACGGUGGAUAUGGAGGCAGUGACGGCGUGUCCACUCUCGGGAUACCGGACAUAAUUGUGAUUGUGUUAUACUUCGUCUUCGUCCUCGCCGUGGGCCUGUUUUCAUCAUGGCGGAGCGAGCGAGGGAGCACAUCUGGGUACUUCCUCGGGGGGCGAAACAUGCACUGGAUCCCCGUCGGGGCGUCCCUCUUCGCCAGCAACAUCGGCUCGGGGCACUUCAUCGGCCUGGCGGGAUCCGGGGCGGCCUCAGGAAUCGGCGUAGCGGGCUUCGAGCAGUCGGCCAUCUACAUCCUGAUGCUGCUGGGGUGGCUCUUCGUCCCCGUGUACACGAGCUCACAGGUGUACACGAUGCCGGAGUACCUCAAGGAGCGGUUCGGUGGCCAGCGGAUCCGUGUCUACCUCUCCUUCCUGGCGCUGCUCCUCUACAUAUUCACCAAGAUAUCCGCUGACCUCUACGCGGGCGCCCUCUUCAUCCAGCUCGCCCUCAACAAAACGAGCUCCGAGUGGCUCUACCUCAGCAUCCUCUUCCUCCUCGCUGUGGCCGCCAUCUUCACCAUCGCUGGGGGGCUGACGGCGGUGGUGUGGACGGACUUCGUGCAGACCAUUCUCAUGAUCUUCGGCGCCCUCAUCCUCAUGGUGAUGUCCUUCAAGGAGGUGGGUGGGUACACGGCACUGGUGGAGAGGUACCCGUAUGCUGUGGCGUCCGUGCGGGCCGUCGGGAGUAACAACGCGACCUGUGGAGAGCCGCCCGCAGACUACAUGAACCUGCUUCGGACCAUCGAGCCAGGCAAGAGCAAUUUCCCGUGGACUGGCAUGGUGUUCGGCCUCACCAUCAACUCCAUCUGGUACUGGUGCACGGAUCAGGUCAUCGUCCAGCGCACCUUGGCCAGCCGCAACAUGAUCCACGCCAAGGCCGGCUGCAUCCUGGCCUCCUACCUCAAGUUCCUCCCGCUGUGGCUGCUGGUGUUCCCCGGGAUGGCCGCGCGCAUCCUCUACCCCGACCGAGUGGCGUGCGCGUCCCCCGAGGAGUGCCAAAAGAUCUGUGGCAGUCCCGGCGGCUGCUCCAAUAUUGCCUACGCUGAGCUGGUCCUUCAACUGUUGCCCCAAGGACUGUCCGGGCUCAUGUUGGCGGUGAUGAUGGCCGCGCUCAUGUCCUCGCUGACCUCCAUCUUCAACUCCGCCUCCACCAUCUUCACCGUGGAUGUGUGGACGCUGGUGCGAAAGUGGGGGGGGAAGUGCUGCAGGAAGGACGGCACUGGCAAGAUUUCCGAACGCGAGAAGCUAAUCGUGGGUCGUGUGUUCGUAGCUGUGCUGGUUGGGGUCUCCGUCAUCUGGAUCCCGGUCAUUCAGAACACCGGGAACUCGCAGCUCUUUGACUACAUCCAGAGCAUCUCAUCCUUCCUGGCACCGCCCAUCUGCGCCGUGUACCUGCUGGCCAUCUUCUGGGCCCGCACCACCGAGCCCGGGGCGUUCUGGGGCCUGAUGGUGGGUCUGGCUAUAGGGUUGCUGCGGUUCAUCCUUGAGUUCUCCUACACCGUUCCUGCGUGCGGUGCAGGUGAUGACACGCGCGGACAGUUCCUGAUGGUGACGGUGGCCAAAGUGCACUACCUCCACUUCAGCUGCAUUCUCUGGAUCAUCACGGGCGUCGUCACCAUCAGCAUCUCCCUCAUGACCUGCCCCAUCCCUGAACACUCCCUGUACCGCCUCACUUACUGGAGCAGGAAGGACGAUCGCCCAAGGGUGCCAAUCGAGGAUGCUUAUAAAACGCCCUCUGUGACCAAUGGCAGAUCCAUGCAUGUGGCGGAUCCUGAUCAUGACCCGAAUAAACUGACACCCGUGGAGGAGGCCAAGAACGCGGCCGCCUCUCUCUACGAACCCCCCUUCUGGAAAGCGGUCGUCAACUGGAACGCCAUCAUCUGCCUCGUCCUCAGCACCUUCGUCAUUGGUUUCUUUGCCUAGUCUUCCACACACACACAGCCCUCAGAGCCACAUAUAUAUAGUCAUUGUUUAUCUGUAUAUUUAUCUUGCUGUCUAUAUUUAUCUACCUAUUAGUAUGUUUAAGUGUCAGUCUGUUGGUCUAUAUAUCUAAUUAUGUUCCUCUAUGAUUUCCUAUAUAUAUGUUUAUCUGUAUAUUUGUCAAGCAAUAUAUAUGUGUAUCUCCCUGUCUGGUUUAUGUCUGUAUAUCUGUCUAUAUCUUCUUAGUUUAUGGUUCAUCUCCCACUCAUGGUCGUUUUUCUAUAUAUAUUCUUUCCUAUAUAUGUUUAUCUGUACAUCUGUCAAGCAAUAUAUAUAUGUGUGUAUCUCUAUGUCUGUUUAGUGUUGUAUAUCUGUCUAUCUUCUUGGUUUUUAGUUCAUCUUCUACUCUUGGGGUCGUUUUUCUAUAUAUAUGUUUAUCUGUACAUCUGUCAAGCAAUAUAUAUGUGUAACUCUGUGUUUGGUUGGUUGUCUGUAUAUCUGUUUUUCAUCUCCUUCCUCACUCUACUCCCUCCUUCCUUUUCUAUUCUUUCAUCUCCUUUCCUUCAUUCUUUCUCUUCUCUUUCUAUUAUUUCAUCUCCUUUAUCACUUUUCCCUCUUCUCUUUCUAUCAUCUCCUUCCCUACUUCCUGUUCUCUUUCUGUUCUUUAAUUUCCUUCUCUUCUUUACUUCCUCUUCAACUCUUUUGUCUCCUUUCCUCCUUUCUUUCUCUUCUCUUUUUAUUCUUUCAUCUCCUUUCCUUCUUUACUCCCUCUUCUCUUUCUGUUCUUUCAUCUUCUUUCUUUCUUUCUCUUCUCUUUUUAUUCUUUCAUCUCCUUCCCUUCUUUAUUUCCUCUUCUCUUUCUAUUCUUUCAUCUCCUUUUCUUCUUUCCUUCCUCUCUUCUCUUUCUCUUCCUUCAUCUCCUUCCUCUCCCAUCUCACCCAUCAGGAAAAUAAGAAAAAUAAUAUAUCUACACUAGUUAAGUCUUCCAUGUAUGUAUAUAAUGAUUUUUUUAGAUAUUUUAAUAAUAAUAAAUGAAA